Messenger RNA from Dovyalis caffra, 2397 nucleotides. The record is from the annotation of a GenBank genome assembly. Lineage: Eukaryota; Viridiplantae; Streptophyta; Magnoliopsida; Malpighiales; Salicaceae.
AUGGCUGUCACUAAACAGCCAUGGCUUGUUCUCCAUCUACUGUUUUUCCUUUCAGUCAUUGCUUUCUCUUCUUCAAUAUCAAAUUCUCCUCAAAAUAUUGAAACUUUUUAUCCAUUUCUUUUAUCUCCAUCUCCGGCUCCACCUCCUGCACCGACACCAAAACCCUCUGCUUCUCCGAAUUCUACUAUAUUGGGUCCAUCAGCGCCAGCACCUUUGCCUUCGUCGUCAUCGAACAGAAAUGUUGUUAAGGCAGUAGCUGCAACUGCUGCAAGCACUUUUGUCGUUGCCACUUUGCUCUUCUUUUUAAUCCAAAGGUUCGUAAUCGUUCCUCGAAGGAAAAAGAAUGGAGAUGGUGCUGAUUCCAGAAGAGGUCAGGCAGUGGUGCCUCUGCCUCACGGUCAGUUUUCUCGAAUGGAAGGGAAUGUUAAAGGAUUGAUCGUUGAUGAGAACGGAUUGGAUGUUCUGUACUGGAGAAAACUUGAAGGAGAAGACAAGAUAAACAGUUUUCGCAAAGAGGAACUCAGGAGGAAAUCUAAGUCUGAGCCCAUACAAGAAAUUCCUUUGCUUCGAGGAAAAUCCUCCACUUCAGAGAAAAAAGUUUUACCAGAAACAACAGUUCCUACCGUCAGUUAUCAAUCUAUUGGCGCUGAGACUGUUGUCAAGGCCAUUGAAAAACCAAAUUUAACAAGUCAACCAUCAAAUCCUCCUAUUACCCUGUCUCCAGCACCGCCGCCACCGCCACCACUUCCACUACAUUCUUCAAUGGCAAUUCCAAACAAGCAAGUUCCUGUACCGCCUCCACCUCCUACAAUCACAGCAAAGAAAAAUCAUCCACCACCACCUCCACCACCCAAGCCAGAUGGUUUGGCAGCAUCUUCAAAUCUGCCACCAUUGCAUAAAGGGUUCCCAAGUAAAGGUGAAUCAGCGGAGUCUUCACCUGGACAAGGCAGUACUGCAGGGACUGGGAAUGGUCAGGUGAAACUGAAGCCGUUGCACUGGGAUAAGGUGAACAAGAAUACCGGCCAGUCCAUGGUGUGGGACAAAAUUGAUGGUGGCUCUUUUAGGGUUGAUGAUGAUCUUAUGGAAGCCCUCUUCGGAUUCGUUGCCACCAACAGGAAAUCCCCCAAAACAGACAACAAAUCAAGCAGUUCAAACAAUGUUAGUUCCAUUCCACCAGCACAAAUUGUUAUCCUUGAUGCUCGAAAAUCCCAGAACAUGGCAAUUGUUCUCAAAUCUCUGGCAAUCUCUCGCAAUGAACUCCUCGAUACAUUAACUGAUGGUCAAGGUCUAAAUGCAGAUACUCUUGAAAAGCUCAUGAAAAUUGCCCCAACCGAAGAGGAAGAGUCCCAAAUCCUUGAAUUCAGGGGAGAUAUUACUAGACUGGCUGAUGCUGAAUCCUUCCUCUACCAUCUUCUGAAAGCUGUUCCAUCUGCAUUUAGUCGUCUUAAUGCCAUGCUUUUCAGAUCAAAUUAUGAUGCAGAGAUUCUUCACUACAAGGAAUCUUUGCAGAUACUUGAAUUAGGAUGCAAGGAGCUUCGAAAUCGAGGACUUUUUAUGAAACUUCUGGAAGCCAUUCUCAAGGCUGGUAAUCGCAUGAACGCGGGAACUUCUAGAGGAAAUGCCCAAGCUUUCAAACUAACUUCACUUGGAAAGCUCUCUGAUGUUAAGAGCAUCGAUGGAAAAACUACUUUACUUCACUUUGUCGUGGAAGAAGUAGUCCGAGCUGAAGGAAAACGUUGUGUUCUUAACCGAAAUCGUAGCUUGAGUCGAAACAGCAGCCAAAGAAGCAACAGUAGUGUGAUUUCUGAGAAUCCAGCCUCAAAAGAAGACAGAGAGAAGGAAUAUAUGAUGCUGGGAUUACCUACGGUAGGAGGGCUUAGUGCUGAAUUCUCUAAUGUAAAGAAAGCAGCCCAAAUAGAUUAUGAUACCUUUGCUGCUACUUGCUCAGCUCUCGCAGCUCGUGCAAGAGAAGUUAGAGCAUUUGUGUCACAAUGUGCUGCUGCUAAUGGCGAAGAGGGAUUUGUAAGGGAAAUGAAAGGUUUUCUUGAAGCAGCUGAGGAGGAAUUAAAGGGCUUGACAAAAGAGCAGAGGAGGGUGAUGGAACUUGUAAAGAAAACAACAGAAUAUUACCAUGCAGGAGCUUCGAAGGAUCAAGAAGCACAUGCACUUCAACUAUUCGCCAUCAUUAAAGACUUCCUAUCUAUGGUUGACCAGGUAUGUGUUGAAAUUGCUCGAAAUCUGCAAAGGAAGAAAACAUCAUCAUCGUCAUCGUCAAGUAUUGAAUCCUCCCCCAAGCCCCCAGCAGCAAGAAUGCCAGUGAGGUUCCCAAACUUGCCCCAACACUUCAUGAAAGAAAAAUCUAUGAAUAGUUCUAGUGAAUCGGAUUCAGAUUUUUGA